Meloidogyne enterolobii is the source of this 3528-nucleotide messenger RNA. The record is from the annotation of a GenBank genome assembly. Lineage: Eukaryota; Metazoa; Nematoda; Chromadorea; Rhabditida; Meloidogynidae.
AUGCCAUUUUUUGUUUUUCGCUGUUUAAUUCAAAAUAAAAGAAAUUUUUCCUUUCUAUCAUCAACAUUAUGUGCCAAACACGCAACAGCAAAAACUUGUCUAAAACAAAAUAAAAUCCAAGAAAGUUUGCCGUUAGAAACAAAUGGAAUUAUUUUGGUUCCAAAAAAAUUACAUGAACAUCUUUUUGGAGAAAUAAUUACUGAUAAUUGUGAAAAUAUUGAUCAAAUGGCAAAGAGAAAAUCUGAGGAAGAAUUUUUGGCAGAAGAAAAAUUGAAAUUACCUAAACUUAAAUCAAAAAAUUUAAUGGGGCAUUUUAAAGUUUUGGCUGAAGAACAAUUGAUGGAUUAUCGAAUUUUAAUGGAACAAGCUAUGCAAAUUGGAAGUUUACCUCCAAUGCCAAAAGAAUGGUCUUCCUCUCCUGGCUGGACAGUUUAUGAAAAAAAUAUUAAAGGUCAACAUAUUCAAAGACAAGUUCCAUUUCCAAAAGAAAAUUUGUUGUUUUUUGACGUUGAAGUUUGUAUGACAGAUGGAAAAUUACCGACUAUGGCUGUUGCUCUUUCUCCAAAUAAAUGGUAUUCUUGGUGCAGUAACAGAUUAUCUAAUGAUCAAGUAGAUUUACCUGAAUUUGUUACUUUAGAUCAUUUAAUUCCUCUUGAAGAUGAAAAUAAUUUGGGAAAUUUUAAAAGUUUGGUUAUUGGACACAAUGUAGCUUUUGAUAGACAAUUUAUUCGAGAACAAUAUUUGGCGAAGGAAUCAGCUAUGAAAUGUUUUUUGGUGUACAAUGUCAAUGCAUAUUGCUUGUUCGGACGUCUUUACGAAAAAUCAAAAUUAAAUUCCUACGAUUACAUGUCCAAUUUUUAUCUUGAAGAUGAAGAUGGAGUCCCUGUUUUUACAAAACAAUUUCAGGCAAUUGUAGAUGAAUGGAAAUCAAAAACUUGUAAAAAUUCCUUAGAAGCAGUUUUUAAUCAUUAUUGUUCUAGUCCAACACAAAUUAAAUUGGAAAAAGAAUGGCAAGGAUUUUUCAGAAAAAAUAGUAUUGAGGAUAUUCGAGAUAAUAUGCAGCAAUUAUUUCUUUAUUGUGCUGAAGACGUUCGGGCAACUUUUGAAGUUUAUCAAAAACUUUAUCCAAAAUUUUGUAAAAGAUUUCCCCACCCAUUAACAUUUUGUGGAAUGAUGGAAAUGGCAAAUGUCUAUUUACCUAUUAAUUCGAAUUGGCGUCAUUUUUAUGAUAAAUGUGAAAAACUUUCUUCUUCAAGUAUGAAUGAAAUUACUAGAAAAGUUAUUCAAAUUGCUAGAGAUGUUAUUGAAGAAAUGGAUCAAACAAUUGAAAAUAAAGAAAAUGAAAAGGAGCAAGUCCACGAAAGUGAAGAAAUGCCGGAAAUAUUAAAAAAGUUUGUAAAUUUUAUGAAAUACUACAAUUCCAUUUUCUUUAUUUUCAGAUAUCAUUUAGACCCCUGGCUAUUCGUCUCAAAUUGGUCCUGUCCAAAGAAACGCCCUCAAUGGCCUGUUUGGUAUUGGGGACUUUUUCAAAAAUUAUUACAUGCAAAUACGCCUUUAGAAGAAUUGGAAGCAGAUUCUGUUAAAUUAAUGUGUAGAGAAUUACCUCGACUUUUUGGACUUUGUUAUGGUCCAUAUCCGUUAAUGUUUGUGACAGAUUUGGGAUGGGGAUAUAUUGUCCCUAAAAAAAAUUUUGUUUCCUCUUCCCUACCAGAAACACAAUUAAUUAAAAUAGCUGAUGAAUCUGUUCAUAUGCCAAUUAGGUUUAUAUAUUUAUUUUAUUUAAUUUUAAUAAAUUUUAGGUCAAUUUAUAAACAAAUUAUAUCAAAUAAAAAAUCUCUCAAUCAAUUAAUUUCGGAGCCUUUAAAAUCUGCAGUUCUCCAUUUUGGCGAUUUUUUUAGUUUUUACAGGCUACCACAUCCGUCUGGUCAACCUCAUCUUAAUGUUGGCACUCCAUUUUCAAAGAAAAUGAAAAUUAAUUUUGAAAAUUUCGAAGAAGACGCCAUUCAUCCAACAAGAUUUGUUGAUAUUUUAAAACGUUUUUUGGAUUCGAGAAGUGUGACUAGAUUUUGGGGAAAUUAUAGGGCUCGUUAUAAAGAACAAUUACCUGUUUGGUUUGAUGAAAAUUCUGAAAAUGGGGCAAUUGUUCCUUCUGUUAUCCCUGCUGGGACAGUUACAAGGCGUGCUGUUCAUAAAUUGUGGCUAACCUCUGCAAAUGCAAAAGAGGGAAUUAUUGGCUCUGAUCUUAAAUCAAUGAUUCAAUGUUCAAACGGUUAUUCUCUAGUUGGGGCAGAUGUUGAUUCUCAAGAACAAUGGAUAGCAGCCCUUUUUGGUGAUUCUUUACAUCCUUCAAAACGUGCUGGUUCUACAGCAUUUAGUGCUAUGCUUUUGGCUGGGAAUAAAGCAGAAAAGACUGAUUUACAUUCGGUUGUAGCAAAAACUGUUGGAAUUAGUAGAGAUCAUGCUAAAGUUUUAAACUAUGCUCGUUUAUAUGGUGCUGGUAGUAAACAUGCAGAACAAUUCUUAAAAACACAAGGAAUUUCAGAUAUUACUUCUAAAAAGUUGACUAAAAAAUUAUUUGAAACAACUAAAGGAAAGGCUUCAAAUUACCAUCGUCUAUCAGAAUCUGGAGGAAAAUAUUUUGAAGAAUAUUUAGCUUAUCUUCAUAAUCAAAAUAUAAUUAUUGAAAAUACUUCUAAAAAUAAUUCUUAUUUAUUUGUUGAUGGUUGUUAUUUCCUUCCAAAUGUUACUUUUAGCAGUUUUACUUUAAAUUUUGCUGAAUGGCUAUUUAAUUAUAAGAAAACUAAUUUAAAUGAUAAAUUUGCUUCGAGAUAUCCAAUAAAGCUGUAUAAUGGAGGAUAUGAAUCCAAUACAUUUAAUUAUCUUUCACUUAAAUCACAUCAACUUUACCCUGAAACUCCUGUCCUCAAAUGCCGAUUAAGCGAAGCACUUGAACCUUUCCCAGUUACAAUAAAAAAUGGGCCAGAAGCAUAUGCAUUCAACACUUUAUAUAAAAGAACAAUAAUUAAUUGGUUUGUCCAGUCAAGUGCUGUCGAUUUCCUUCAUAUGUUGUUGGUCUGUAUGAGGUGGUUGUGUACUACUUAUGGGAUUAAAGCUCGUUUUAUGAUUUCUAUACACGAUGAAGUUCGUUAUAUGGUUGUCGAUGAAGAUAGAUAUAGAUGUGCAUUGGCAUUAACAUUAAGUAAUAUGUAUGUUAGAGCAGCAAUAUCUGAAUCGCUUGGAAUUCGAGAACUUCCAAGGUCUGUUGCCUUCUUCAGUCAAGUUGAUAUUGACAAAGUUUUACGAAAAGAGGUGACUUUAGAUUGUGAAACUCCAGGCGGAGAAAAAGUUGAAAAUGGAGAGGCACUAACAAUAGAACAAAUUAUCGAUAAAACCGGUGGUUCACUUGAAGAUCUCAAAAUCAUCAAAAAUUAACAAAAUCAGAGCUAUAUUUUUUACAAAAAAUUUCUCACGGGCCAUAAUUUUUUAUUGUGCACUUUAUUUUUGAUCACUUUUACAUUUUUUCAAAUU